Molecule: messenger RNA, 6962 nt
Organism: Coregonus clupeaformis (lake whitefish)
Lineage: Eukaryota; Metazoa; Chordata; Actinopteri; Salmoniformes; Salmonidae
Product: A-kinase anchor protein 11-like
Exons: 14
Coding region: 119-5599 (1826 amino acids)
Biological process (GO): intracellular protein localization
Cellular component (GO): cytoplasm
Molecular function (GO): protein kinase A binding
Source: RefSeq, a predicted model, not a curated record
CCUGAAUCAGUCUCGUUUUCAUGGAAUUAACUGUCAGUCAGUGGAAUAUCAUCUAGCUACAAAUCCAACACUUGCUAAACGGUGAGUGGCUAGUCCACCACGCCCAGCCUUUAUUGCCAUGGACGCCUGUGCCCGUAUCCGAGGAGUUCCUCUCAGGACCAGAGCCUCCAUCAGGAAAGAGACGGUGCGUGACAGCGGGCCUCAGUGUGUGAAGAGCCUUCUGAGGAACAGGAAGGAGCUGUGCAGCAUGGGACUAGAGCUACAGACCAGAGACACACCACGCCUGACUGAGAUCCAUUUUGUGUGUUUGCCUGGCCACUCUGAAGGGGAGGAUCUAACUCUACAGGCCCUGUCGUCUCUCCCAGGGGACCUGGCGGAACUACUGAGGUCUCCCCACGUUACCAGCCUGAGGAACGAAGAGGUGCUGCUACUGAAGGACAGCAGGAGACCAGCCGACAGUAGGGACUCUACUACACAGCAGUGCUCGCUAAAAACAGUGUGUGUUCUAAGACACAGCUCCAACCCCAGCCAGGCCAUUGUUGGUGUGUUGGUGGGCCUGCUGGGGCGUUAUGCUGCGGGGGUCCGCUAUGCCCUGGAUCUCCAGGCCCUCCACAAGGGCACGGCUGAACCCUGCCAGCCGGAGGACGAUGACACCAACCAGUCUGUGUCUUCCAUUGAAGACGACUUCGUCACCGCUCUGGAACACCUAGAGGAGGAGGACACUGGAGAGAAUAACAACUCCGAUGGCGCUUAUCUCCAUGGUAACCAGCGUGAUGUGGCCUCCCAGACAGUCCCUGCCCACAAGAGAGACAAGGACCUAUCAGGCUCCAGGAUCAUAAUCAGCUCUGCCCACAGGAAGUCCUCAACCAAUCGCAGGUCUCCCCCAGAGGUGUCCGUUACCGUACAGUGCUCCAGAGGGGCUGACUCCCAGUGGACCCUCUGCAGCCCUAGAGCCCGGCUCCCCUCCCCCACACGCCCUGUCAGCGAAUCAGAGGAGUCGGACGGCUCCAGCCCUAGUCCAAUCAUCUUCCUAGAUGAGGUUGGCUACCAGAAAAGUCUCAAAGCGACACUGGACAUCCCUCAGAUCCCCGGGGGGCCGACGGACAGAGUGGAGGACUCUGACUCUGAGGUCAGCGAGUUCUUCGACAGCUUUGACCAGUUUGACGACCUAGACGAGCUGAGCUCAGAGAGCUGUACACUCACCCUGCCUUUAGACCCGACUUCCUCUGUUACCAUUACCGGCCCAGACCAGAAGAAGAAGUACUCUGGUACUGGCAAGUCAGGGUCCAAGAAAGUGUCCCGAAGCUGUUCCACCAUGAACCCCCACCGGUUCGACCAUCGCAGCCUCCCUGCGAAUGUGAAGAAACCCACCCCGCUCAGAAGCCCCCUCCCCCCCGGCUCUCCAUAUGGAUCCCCUGACUCCCCCCGGCCGGCCCGGACCUCCUGUGAGGAGAGUGGAGGUCCUCUGUUCAGCCCCGUCAGCUCCUCAGCCUUCAGCCCUCUGGGAGAUGGAGCUCUGGAUUACUUCUGGAAGACCGAGGGAGAUGGAGGAGACGAGUCAGAGCUAAAGAAACCCCAGGACCUGUGUUCCCUCUACAAGACUUACUCAGACUUUGCCAGCAGUCUGUCCAAGGAGAUCCUGGGCUCCGUGUGUGGCUACCAGUCUCCUGUGGACAUCAACGACAACAAGAACCUGAGCUGUGUCUGUCACAAGGAGUUCCAGAACCAGUCUGGACACAUCAUGAAGCUGUCUGAGAUCCAGGAGACGGUGACUGUCUCCAAGCUGCAGCAGCAGCCCCAGUCUCUGAAGGACGGCAUCCAGAGGUUUGCCACAGACUUGGUAGAGAUGAGUCUGGGCAGCGCUCUGAGAGACCUGCAGAAGGGAGUGUCCUCUUGCACCACCACCCUCUGCCACCUGGCCGCCAAACUCACCACUUCCGUCUUUCAGAUGGCCUUCCAGGAGAUCGGAAUGCGCCGCGCCUACGUCCUGAAGGAACGGGCCAUCAACGGGCUGGCUGGGUUCCUGGUGGGAGAAGCAGUGUCGGGCGCUCUGAAGGACUUCCUCACGGUGAAGAAGCAGAUGUUCAACAGCACCGUGACUGAGUUCGCCGCUGACCUGGCGGAGGAGCUGGUGUAUGAGGGGAUGAUGGAAGUGUGUCAGUUCUCUCACCCCUCCACCCCCCUCACCCCCAGUGACCGGUCCUUCGGCGUGGGGGAGGAGGACGAUGAGGAGGUGGUGUCCUCCUAUGCCUCAGACCUCUCUGAGUCUGUCCUCCAGGAGGCCUUCAUCGAACUGUCCCAGGCUGACGUGGCCUUCACCACCCAGGCAGCCAUCAGUGUCUCUCUGGACAACAUAUUCUACGUCAGCGCUGACGACACACACACUACCUGCAGUACUGCUGCCGACCACCAGGCUAACCCUGCCGAGGAAGGCCCAGGUCCGUCAGGGGACAAUGGCUGUACUGUGAAGAAGGCUCUGUUCUGUGUGUCUGGGAUGGCCAGCUGUGUACCUGUCCCCCAGGCAGGCCAGGCCAUCUCCCUCUUCCACGACUCAGAGGAGAUCUGUCAGUGUAAGACCAGCCUGGCCCAUACCUCCCAGACCAGCCCCAAGAGGAGCUGCAGCUCAGAGAGCAGAAUGGUGACCACAGCCUCCUCUGAUGCUACUGCUGCCACACAGACUGACCUGCUGCCAAAGACCCCCUUUCACAACUUCUCUGGCAACAUGGUGGAUAUGAUAGUGAGUGAAGCGUGUGAGCUGAUGACUGCCACAAAGAUGAAGAAGAAGGUGGAGGACUGUGCUGACUUCCUUUCUAAAGCCAUUGUUGGUCGGGGACCUCCAUCCGGACAGGAGGGUAGUGUCACUGACCAGACCUCCCUCUCCUCUCUCCACCCUCCUUCUCAGAACCCAGUGAGAGUGACCUGUGAGUCAGGCUCCAGGACCAGCAGAGCAGUCUCAGAGACCCGGCCUGUGAUGAUGAAGGACACUCUAGAGGUGCCAUGGUUGGAGAUGGACGGCCGGGAAGGCAGGAAGAUGGCCCCUGGCGAGGAGAUGGUUCCCAGCCCUGGUCGCAAGUCCAAUGGGACCCCUGGUACGCCCCCCUCCACCCCCCAGCAGCCCAGCGAGGUGUCCCAGGAGAAGCAGAUCAAGCAGUUCUCCAAGAAGCUGAAAGGCAAACUGGCCAAGGAGUUCUCUCCCGCCACCCCUCCUCCCACCCCCCACUACCAGCCAGGGCCUGAGCCCAAAGAGUCUCCCUCUGAGAUGGACAAGGCUGACUUCAUGCUCAAACUGAUGAGGUCUCUGUCUGAGGAGGCAGACGGGAACGAGGAAGAGGAGGAAGAGGGUGGAGUAGAAGGGCUUAACUCUGGAACCGAGACAGGAAACCGUCCGCAGCCAGAACUCAACCUCUUGUUUGGAGGACACAAGAUGGCCGACAAGGGAGCCCUCCAUUACGCAGAGCGCCUGGCGUGCCACAUCGUCUCCAUGGCGACAGAGAUGGACACCCUGGGAGGAGUGGAGGAUGGAGGUAGGAGGACGGUGGAGGAGAGGAGAGACAGCGUGGCCCAGUUCUCGGAGCAGACCCUGAACACGCUGUGGAUCUACGCUGGUGAGGUAGCGGGAGAGGUGAUCAGCGACGUGAAGAGGUUGAUGGGGUCAGGAAAGUGUCGUCACAGAGCAGUCAAACGAGCCAGCCAGGACUGGUCAGGGGAAUGCCCUCACCACCACAACCAACCCCAGCCCAGUGAACACAGCAGGGGCUGCAGGGUGGGUCGUCUGGCUGAACAGUGGUCUGGUGACCUCCUCUCCUCUGUCCUCCACCCAUCAACUUCCACCUCUACCCCCAGCUCUGGCCUGUCCUCUGACUACCCCAGCUGUGAAAGUGUGACAGAUGAGUACGCUGGCUACCUCAUCAGGGUGUUGAAGAAAGAGGGAGGCAGCAGAGAGCUGGUCCUGGAUCAGUAUGCCAGCCGUCUGGCCUACCGCUCCAUCAAACUGGGCCUGGCCCAUGCUGCCCGCAACAUGAAGAAGAGACCCUCCUCCUCCUCUAGGCACCACUCCUCCAGGAGGCUCCACCAGGAUGGCUGCAGGGGGCCCAACGCUGAGCCGUCUGUACCCAGGGACGAAGCAGGGAGAGUGGGAUCUCCUUCCAGCGACUCUGAUGAUGGGAGCCAGAGGGAGUACAUGGAGCUGGUGAACUUCGCAGAGUCGUUGGCGUACAACAUCACCUGUGACGUCACACGCAAACUCUGUGUGUCGUCGGUCAGACUACCCAAGUCCCUGACUGACUCGUGUCUGUAUAAGAAAUUCAAGCUGGAGGAAAUGGCAGGGAACCUGAUCAGGAACUCCUUUUCAUGCCCCCUGCUGGCGAAGGAGGGAAAGAGCAGGCAGUACCACAGCACAGGCAGCCUGUACGACGGAGGCUACAGCAGUGGAGUCAUGCAGGUCAUGGAGCACUAUGCCAGGAAGAUAGUGGACGACACGCUGGAGAUGGGCCUGGCCUCGGCCGGACACCCAGCCCAGCAGGGUCCAGACAGACACUCCCUCUCUGAGAGGCCGUCUGAGGGGGGAGCAGUGGGCUCUGCACUGGGGGAGACAACCUGCCGAUACUGCCAGGUUAGUGAGUGUCCGUUCUGCUCGCGGCCUAGCAGGCAGCACCACCUUGGGGCAGGAGCAGGCCAGAGGAGGAGGCCGGACGGGGAGGUGGGGGUGUGUGGCCUGGAGAUCCCUGAGAUCCACAUCGAUCUGGACCGCAGGGCAGUGUUCGCAGAGGAGAUCGUCACUACGGCAAUGGAGGGGGCGAAACGAGAGCUGAGCAACACCAGCCUGAACGCAGACAGCGGGAUCGGACACGACGGGCCCAGCUUUGCCGAGAGUCUGACCGCAGAGAUCAUGACGUCCGUGCUGUCCAACGCAUGCCAGACCGCCAACCUCAGCUCUCCGGGCAGGGAGGCCACAGAGUCCACGGUGUCCCAGCAGCUCAGUCUGAGCGUGGGAGACGACAGUCUGGGCAGCUGGUCCAACCUCAGCUUUGAGGAUGAACACCCUGACGAGACCAGUAGCUUCCUGCACCUCAGCGACAGCAAUGGGAACAGCAGUAGUUGGAGCAGCCUGGGGUUAGAGGGAGAGAUGUGUGAGGAGCACCUGUCCUUCUCUCCUUCCGACAGCGACUGCACUGAGGACAAGGAGCUCGAGACCAAGGAUGAAUCCUGCGGUUCCGUGCGUGUGGACCGGGGCCAGGCUCAGGCUCAUAGGCUCCUCCUGGUGGUCAACUCAGAGCUCAGGGAGAUGACCCCUGACCCACAGCACAUGACCUUUGACCCCCAGCUCAGGAGCAUGCUGCAGUGGGCGGCGGCCUCCAUGGCUGACAUGCCCAUGGUUCAGCUGGGUCAUAGUGGCAGCAGGGAGCUGCAGCAGUUGCCUGCGGUGGUCCAGAGGCUGAAGGAGAGGGAGUGGAGGGUAGGAGAGCUGCUCCAAGCCCUGCUGCGCUACUGUGAGGAAACCCACACCCCACCCCAGUCUGAACCCAGAGAGGAGACACCCCAGGCGAGGAGAGCACCCCACCACACUCCCCUCUUCCAGUGGCUCCUGGAGCACGCCUAGGUUGACUGCACUUACCCUCACCUCUCCCUCCUCUCACCUUCCUCCUCACCUCACCUCUCUCUCCUCUCCUCACGCGACUUACUGUACAGUGUCUGUGAAGCCUGCCACAUAGUGAGCACUACCUGCCCAUGUUAUACUAUACCCUAUGAAGAUUCCCAUCACUCUUCAGUGAUGUGUAGCGUACCUGCCAUACCCCAAAUCUAGCCUCCUCGUACUGUGGAUCCUGUCUCUUAUAGGGCUGUACCCCCAUUCACUACCCAGAGGGCGCUAUAAAAACAGCUUUUCUUAAUAUUAUCUAUUGUGUGUGGGUGUGCGUGCGUGCCUGGGCAUAUUGCUUGCCGUGACUGAAAGUAAUUGUGUAUUUUCUUCUCUCUUCUCUGGUUUUAUUGUGGUUAAUAUUAGGCUGCAUAUCACGUGUUGAUUAGUGUGCUGUCGUUGACCACUGCCUUUGUGCUAAAGCCCUCACACCCUCUUACAGACAGAGAUAAUCCUUAACCUCUGUUACAGACAGAGAUAAUCCUUAACCUCUGUUACAGACAGAGAUAAUCCUUAACCUCUGUUACAGACAGAGAUAAUCCUUAACCUCUGUUACAGACAGAGAUAAUCCUUAGCCUCUGUUACAGAAAGAGUGAGUAACCUUAACCUCUGUUACAGAGAGUGAGUAACCUUAACCUCUGUUACAGAAAGAGUGAGUAACCUUAACCUCAUUAACAUACAGAGAGAGUAACCUUAACCUCUGUUACAGAUAGUCAUCUUUACCUCUGUUACAGACAGAGAGAGUAACCUUAACCUCUGUUACAGACAGAGUAACCUUAACCCUUGUUACAGACAGCGAGAGUAACCUUAACCUCUGUUACAGACAGAGAGAGUAACCUUAACCUCUGUUACAGACAGAGAGAGUAACCUUAACCUCUGUUACAGACAGGGAGAGAGUAACCUUAACCUCUGUUACAGACAGAGUAACCUUAACAUCUGUUACAGAGAGAGUAACCUUAACCACUGUUACAGACAGAGUAACUUUAACCUCUGUUACAGAUAGAGUAACCUUAACCUCUGUUACAGAGUCAUCUUUACCUCUGUUACAGACAGAGAGAGUAACCUUUACCUCUGUUACAGAGAGAGAGAGAGUAACCUUAACCUCUGUUACAGAGAGAGAGAGUAACCUUAACCUCUGUUACAGAGAGAGUAAUCUUUACCUCUGUUACAGACAGAGUAACCUUAAUCUCUGUUACAGACAGAGAGUCAUCUUUACCUCUGUUACAGACGGAGAGAGUAAUCUUAACCUCUGUUACAGACAGAGAGAGUAACCUUUACCUCUGUUACAGAGAGAGAGAGUAACCUUAACCUCUGUUACAGAGAGAGA